AUAAACAAAAGUCAAAACUGUCAAUGGAAUUGGAGUCGUAAAUGAAAUUCGUUUAUUUAUAUUGCAGUUACAAUUUUUUAAAGUUGUUUUCAUCAUUAGCAGAUAAUUAUUAACCUCUAAAAGAGGUACUUUUAUUUGAUUGUGUAAUUACAAUCUUUCAUUAACUUUCAUUGACUAACCUUAAAAACAACAAUAGUAAUAAGUGCCGACGACUCAAACAUUUUAAUAUUCGUAUUGUAAACAUGGAUCCACAUAAAAACAGUGCACCUACAAGAAAUAUAGUUAAAUCGGAUUGUGACAAUGAGAAAAAUACUAAUUGCAAAAGUCCUGCCAUACAACGAACUCUAAAUGACAAUGCCGAAAAUGUGUUUACAUCUGUGUCAAAUCAAAUAGAGUCAACUUUAACUCCUUCUAAUGGACCUCAUUCUAAACUUUGUAACUCGUCUAGUAACGAAUCAGGUCCGCAAUCGAGCAAGUCCGCUGAACUUAGUUUAGAAUAUAACCAAAAUGUUGGUGCAAAAUUUCAAGGAAACAAAGUAAGCAAUUUUAAUACUGACUCUCCUGAAUCUGUAAGCUCUAGUAAAACUGAAUCACUUUCAUUUAGUAUUGAAGCGCAGCCAUGUCAAAGACAUAAAGUAUGCUUGGAUAAAGCAGCCAAUUGUUACAUGACCCCAUCAACAAGUGGUACUAGUAAAGAUACUGAAAACAGUACAUUUAAGGAGAGUAGAAAAAGGCCCUCUACUUUAAAACUUAAUAGACAAAAUUUUGAUGCUGAAGACAGUUCGAGUGACACAGGUAAUGAUGAUUAUUCAUUAGGUUCAGAAGAUGGAUGUAUAUAUACUUAUAGAGGUGGGCAGCAUCUAGCAGAUUUGCCAAGCUCUUUUUUUAGUUUAGACAUGGGUUUGCCAUUAGAUAAGCACUUGCCUGUUCCUCCAAAUUAUCAAGUGCAAAACCAGGCAGCACCAGCAAGGGAGCAAGGCUCUAGAGCAUCUAGCCCUGAUAUGGACUUCCUAGAAAUGGAUUUUGAUCCAGGGCCUUCUUGUGAAGUAGAUACAGGAGAUGAAUCAUCUCCUGAUGUGGAAUUAAAUGGAGUUAACAAUAUGCCUGAAGAAAAUGAACCUGUUAUUAAAAGAAUUUCUCCAGAGUAUGUAGGUGGAACUAAACCAAACCCUCCAGCUAAUGUAUCUGUUGAGACCUUCCGCAAUGAAGUAGAGUUUGCUUAUAAUGUGCCAUCUACGAGCUGUGGCAUAUCAUCAGGGCAGGGUGAUAUUGGAGACAUACCCAAAACUACUCACUCAAAUUAUGGGCCAUUCAUUACUCAUAUAAAUGUUAGAGGAGAACAAAUAUUGGUCCGUAGAACAAUGUCCCAUUGGACUGCCAAUGUACCUGCCAGCCUACAUGUUUCGAGUGGGGAUUUAGUAUCACCACGAGAAAUAUUAAACUAUGAGGAGCAACCAGGUAGCUCACUUGUAUAUCAAAUAAAUCAAGGACCAACUUUUGAUUCUGCUAAUCUAUCAUCAGCAUUAUACCAUUUGACUAUGGCACAAAGAUUAAUGGCAGAUCAAACAGAAUCUGAAAAUAAACCUGAUGUAAAGAUGGAUGCACAUAAAAGUGCAGACGCUAUUCCUGGGUGCAGUACAGCAGACCCAAGAUGUAUAGAACCAGAAAGGAGUAUGAUAUGGUCAGAAAGAGAGGCAUGUGAACGUCAAGUCACACAAAUUGGCACAUCUGCCUGUGGAGCUACAGCAGUUGUAAAUGUAUUUAUUGCAUUGGGUGUACCUGUUAACUUAGAAAAAAUAAAUUCCGCUGUCGGUACAAGAUUAAGAGCAAACAAUGCUCCUUUACCAAGGUAUUUAUUGUCGCGUGCAGUGGCUGGUUGCACGGCCGCGGACCUUGUGGCUGGUAUCCAGAGAGCGUCAGAUGGCCUGGUCACUGCAAGAUUCUUCCCAACAUACCCAGAAAGGGCCAUGUCAUUAUCACAUUGGUUGGCAGAUUGGAUCUCACUAGGUGCAGUACCAAUUUUAACCCUCAAUCUCCAAGUUGGUUGCGACAGUGAGAUACCUGAUGCUUGGCAUCAUCAAAUGGUGUUUGGUGUGUCACCUCAAGGGGUUUACCUCUGCAAUCCUGUGGAAUGCGUUCGGGAGACAACAUUAUGGCCUCGGCUAACAUCACCUUCCGUGCUUCUUGUGAGAACGAGGGAUGUAUUAGCCAGGUUCAAUGAUGUCACUGACCUGACGCCGUUAAUGGCCGUUCCUGAUAGGCGUUUUCACACAUACAAUGUGCUUGGUCAAGUGGCGAAUGUGAUACGGGAGUGGCGAUCCACGGGGUGGUCUGAACACGGCACUCGAACGCACCACAUUCGAUUGCCUGCGUCAUACCAGGCGGGCAUCACGGUCGCCGCACUCACAGGCUCCGAGGCCCACCGUCGGCUUGUCCAUUCACCCCAGCUACCCAUCCUCGGACCACAAGGCGACCCAGCCUGAGAUAAGUAACUACUGCCACUAAGGCAUAUUGUAAAUGUAUUCCGAACUAUGAAUAAUGAUAAAUAAAAAAUCGAAUAAAUCUAUUAUUAACAAUGUCUUUGACGCAAUAGCAAGUACGUUGCGUAAAUAAUAAUCGAUUUUAGAUCGUGACCAUUAUGGAUUUUUUUUUCUAAUUUGACUCGGGUAUGGAUCGUAUUCCCAGAUGUUCAUUGUUUGAUUUCUUGUAACACGGUAUUCUUCCUUAACGACCAGAGUACUGUAUCUUCAAUUGUUAGAAUACAUUUGUGAAAGUAAAUCAUGCAAGAACAUCAAUAAUAAUGCUAGUAAUAUGGUUACACAGCUAACACAAGCUAUGUGCCCAAGAAUCGAAUAACACCAAUGUUUUUUUAAUCGAUUAAUUGAGAUAAAUUUUAAUCUUUUAGUAAUAAUCCUUUACUGCCAUCUUAAAGUGGCAGCCAUCAAAUUAAGUAUACAAUUCACUUCUCAUGGUGUCUUUGUACAGUAACGGAAGAUAAAAUUGCUAUAAUAAACAAUCAUAUAUAAUUAACGCAAGUAAAAGACAUUUAUAAGUUCAAUUAUAUUUAGACUGUGACAUCAAAUUUCAGUAAAAUACAAAGCAGUUGCAGGGUUAAAGCAAAGUGUUUAUAAAUCACAAUUUUCCAUUAAAUAAUUUAAGUGAAUAAUAUUUAAAUGUCAACAAUUUCCAAUGUUUUAUUUAAUUAUUGGCUACUAUGAAAUGUAUGUACAAUUAUAAACGAUUUUCUUUAAUUAAUAUUUAUGUUAGUUUCGUAUUUUCUUAUAAUUUUUGUUUCAAUGUUUAUCUGUAUAUAAAUUCUGUGUGUAAUUAGGACGUAACUACACGUUAGAUUUUUCACCAACUGAGGGUUUUAGUUGCGUGUGCUAUGAAUUAAAAUGAGACUGCAAAACUGUACCCAUAUAGGUUAUUAACAACUAAACUGUUUAGUCGUGUGGAUAUGUCCUAAUAUUUUUGCUACAAAUUAUAUUAUGUUGAUGUAUUUUUACUAUUACAACAAAAAAGACAUUAAAUGAAAAGGAGAGGAUGUGACCUGAUUAAACGUGCUUUAUUUACUAAAAUUGUUAAUUACAUACAUUGAAACAACAUAUCUGUAUUAUAUUUCCGAUUGCAUAAAAAGAUCAGAUUUUAUACAGCUGUUUGUAUUCAAUAUUCAUAACAUUAUAUUAAAUACCACCGAAACACCCUUAUCCCAAGUAAAUAAGUUUCAUUAAAACAAAAAAUUUACAUUUAAUUUAAUUAUUUAACAAACAUGCAUAGGUACUGUUAACAUCAAAAACCGAUUAAAACAAUAAUAUUUAAAAAAAUAAUUUUUGUUACUUUAUAUAAAUAAGACGCGAUAUUUGGAUGAGCUUCAUAAAAUAUUAGUUUUUAAUACCUGAUUGUACCUGUAAGUUUUUAAUAUAUGAUCAAUACUGCAAGAAUGGUGUGCGUAUAAGCGUUUUAAAAUUUGGAUGUGUUAAUUGGUCGUUGGUGCUAGCUGUACUCACAUUAUAAUUCAUUUUUCCAUUAUAAUACUGUUUUGCUAAAAGGAAAUGAAAAAUUAUAUAAUUCUUUUAUUGCAUUUUUGCAGUCUUUCACAUUUGUUGCUUUAAAUAUUAGAGCUCCCUCCAAACUCUGUGAAGAUUCAGUGAAAUUGGCUUUAUUUCCAAUUAAGCUAGCUACAUUCAUUUUAUUGAUUUGUAACGCUUAAAAAGUAUGUACUGUAUGAGUAAUAAAAAGAUGGUAUGCUGACUGGUUGUUCAUUCAUGUAGCUUUAUUACAUUCAGCACCAUAUUUUUUAAAACUAAAAUAAUUAUCGCACACUCUAAGCUAAGCGACCGUACUUUUAUAAUACGAUCAAAUAGAUUCGUACCACAUGAUAAUUUAAUGCUUAGCGACAUCAGCCUCUCGACAUUGGUGUCGUCAAUUUAAAAUAUAUAUUAAGUAAUAAACUUAAUUAUAUGUCUUUAGUAUAGUUCGGACUUCUUUUGAAUAUACAUUGGUCGAAUGGCAAGAAAUAUAGUAGAAAUAGAAUACUGAAAUAACGAUAAUUAAUAUUUUGUUUAGUUGCUAAAUGCCUUACCAGUCGACUGAAUACUAAAACAAUCUGAACUAAGCUUAACAUAAUGUCUUAACUUCAAAUCCCGAUUGUAUUCUUACUGUCUCUAAACUUAAUUUAGACAAGUUAUUUGUUUUCUUGAAUUUUUUUAAAUACAAAUGAAUUUAAAGUUUAUAUAGCUAUAUUACAACCGGUAAACAUGGUGUGGCAGAUAUGGUUUACGAAUUUUUUGUCUCUUUCUAUUGUGAAAAAAUGUAUGCUUUCUUAAAUACAUAACCUACUUAUCUUUUGAUUUCUAUUUGUUAUGCCCCCUCUGUUAUAUUUUGUAUAUUAUGGCUAUUGUUUCUCGUAAAUAUUUAAAUAAAUUAUAUUAAGAUUAAUUCACAUUAAUUUCUUAGAGCUUCAAUUUCUAUAUCAUAUCGCUUAAAUAUUUGUUGUUUUCUAAUGUACAAUUAUAGUUACUAAACUCAUACUCGUAUUUUUUGUAUAACGGAAGCAGUGUGAUUGGCUAAAUUUUAUUAGCCACGUAAGAGAGUAAAGUGUAAAUAAUUCAUUAAGGGAUAUCUUAUUAUAUAUUAGUCAAUUGGUGCUUACUAGUCAAAAUUAUAUUAGCACAAUACCUAUCUGUAAACGUUGCAACUCAUAUACAUACAUUUGUAAACAAGAUUAAUUGUACUUUAUGUAAGACUUAUAUUAUCACAUUAUGUUAUUCAUUGUAAUAAUAUCACUACUGUUGGCGGUCAAUGAAAUACUUGGGGAUAUAACAACAACAACCUAAUUAAAAAAAAAUAAAAGCAAAAUCCUCUAAUAAAUAAAGUUUUUAUAAUUUCCAUACAGCCAAUGAUGCAGUAUGUAGCAACAUAAUGAGGAUAAUGGGUUGUAACUCAUAUUUACUCUUAUUGUUACAUUUAUUUUAUUCAAUUUUUUUUUUUUUUAAUAUAAGGUCAAUUAAGUAAUUAUUAUUUUUUUCGUUUUAAAGGAUAUACUGACCGUAAAUAUGUUUUAGUUGGGAAAUAGUAGAUCCCGUGUAAAACUUCUAUCUACUAUUCCUAAUUCAAAAUUAAUUAUUUCUUUAGUCUUCUUCAGACUGCUUUAGUGUUUAAAUGAAACGUACGUAGUAAUUUAGCAGCAAAAAUUGUCUGAAUAACAAUGUUAGUCACUUAUAGUCGAAUAGGUCGAACAUUACUAUAGGUACUCUCUAUUCGAUUAAUUUACUAAAGCAGUCCGAUCAAGGCUUACUUUUUUGGGGUAUAAACACUUGAAGAAUUACAUUGGCCUCCGAAAUAUAGCACUAUUAAACUCAUAUGAAAAGGACUGUAUAUUAAUUAAUAUUAUUUUGUAAUUCAUAGUUCUAUAUUAUUUUAUUUGCUCUUUAAUAUAUAUUUGUUUUUUUUUUUAUAGACUACUAUGUGAACGAAUGGGUGCGAUUACUUCUAAAUUGCUCCUGUAUAGAUGUAUAAUCUUUCUAUAAAAUGUCAUUACUUAUAAUGUGUAAGUACCUAUAAUUUAGCAGUUGUUGAUAUGAGUCAUUUAUUUGUAAGUACCUAAUGUCGUUUUGGUUCAGUCCCACUGAACCAUUGUAACGUAACUCGAUAUAGAAGCAAUGUUAUGUAUAACAUUAUAUUUUUGGAAUAUACUAUGAUAGAAUGUA
Molecule: messenger RNA, 6209 nt
Organism: Galleria mellonella (greater wax moth)
Lineage: Eukaryota; Metazoa; Arthropoda; Insecta; Lepidoptera; Pyralidae
Exons: 7
Coding region: 243-2483 (746 amino acids)
Source: RefSeq, a predicted model, not a curated record